Messenger RNA from Spirometra erinaceieuropaei, 2199 nucleotides. NCBI's taxonomy places the organism in Eukaryota, Metazoa, Platyhelminthes, Cestoda, Diphyllobothriidea, Diphyllobothriidae. The record is from the annotation of a GenBank genome assembly.
AUGUCAUCCAAGAACGACAAAUUGGUGCACAACCUGUCGUCAAAGGAGCUGACGGAGGAACACAUGCAGGUUUUACGGCAUGAGGCCUCAUUCAACACAGCCGAUGCCAAACCUGCCAACAUGAUCGCAGCAGUGGAAUCAAUCCUCAGACAGACGGGAGCGACAGACGAAACGAAGAACCUCAUUCGACACCAAGUGUCCUCCCUCCUCAUGGCUCAUGGGCCGCGCGACGUGCUUUCCAAGGUCGAGCGUGAUGCACUUAAGGAACUCAGGGCCGACAACGACCUCGUUAUCGUGCCUGCGGACAAGGGACGUUCAACGGUCGUAUUGGACAGGACAGACUACAAUCAAAAAGCCAAAAGCUUGUUGGAGGAUCGUCAGUCCUAUGUUCCAUGCGAAUCCGACCCCAUGAAAACGCUGACACGCGAGAUUAACGCGACGCUGUUGGCAAUGGAGAACUCAAGUGCAAUAUCGCCAAUCGACCGACGCAUGGCGAGAGCACAAGAAACGGCCCUAGCCCGAUUCUACGGUCUCCCAAAAGUGCACAAAGAGGGCGUUCCUCUCCGGCCUAUCGUAUCACUAAAGGGCACUCCAACCUACGGACUGGUUAAGUGGCUGUUCCAAAGUCUCAAGUUUCUGACCUCCGACUCGAACACCACAGUCAGCUCGUCAACGCAAUUCUUGGAGAAGCUUAAAGGAGUAAGUCUCCUGCCAAGCGAUAUCAUGGUUUCCUUUGAUGUCACGUCCCUUUUUACUUCUAUCCCACAGGACCUGGCAGUCGAGACAAUCGAACUACUCCUACGAGAGAAGUACGACGAAACGGAGAAUCGCCUCGGACACGCCCAAAUCAUCCAGCUCCUGAAGUUCUGUCUCAAGACGUACUUUACGUUCGACGGAACAAUCUACGAGCAGGUGAAGGGAACGCCAAUGGGUUCGCCGAUUUCGGGACUCAUAGCCGAGGCGGUCCUACAACGGCUGGAGUCGCUGGUUUUCCGACACCACCGACUGAAAUUUUGGGCUCGGUAUGUGGAUGACACCUUCGUCGUCAUCGAACGGGAUCAGGUGCUGACGUUCAAAGAACAACUCAACGCCGUCUUCUCGGACAUUCAAUUUACGAUGGAGGAGGAGAAAAACAAUCAACUGGCCUUCCUGGAUGUCCUCGUCUGCCGCAAAGAUUGUGGUGGCCUAAAGACCAAAGUGUUCAGGAAAGCGACAAAUACGACGCAAAUACUGAACUUUAAUAGCAACCACCCGAUCAGUCACAAACGCAGUUGCGUAAGGGCGCUAUACCGGCGCGUUGAGACGCACUGCAGUGAAAUGGAAGACAAGGUUGCUGAACUACAAUAUCUUCGACGGGUAAUGAGAGCCAAUGGUUACCCGCGCAACUUUGUCAACCAAUGCAUACGAAAAGGACACCAGAGACCAAGUCCAACCGGACCCAAAUUUUGGCGGGCUCUUCCGUACGUGAAGAACGUCUCGGAAGCCGUCAGUCGUCUUCUCACUCCACUUGGAGUUGGGGUUGCACACAGGCCGGAAGCAACCAUUAGGCGCCAAGUCAUGAGGCCAAAAGACCCGCUGCCAAGGCAGGACACGUCUGGAGUCAUUUACCGGAUCUGGUGUAGUUGCGGACAAAGCAAUUAUGUCGGAGAAACUGGGAGAUUACUCCGUACGCGAACUGCCGAGCACGCAACAGCAGUGAGGCGGGGAGACGCUAACUCUCAAGUGGCGGCACACUCGACGGGACCCGGCCAUAUUUUCAAAUUUCAAGAGGCCGAAAUCCUCGCAAGGGGUGACAACCGCGUGAGCCGCGAGCUGCUCGAGUCAUGGUUCUCAGGCCCGCAAUCCAUCAAAAAGCACAAUGACCUCCCGGUACCCUAUGGCGUACUGCGAUUUUCCCUGGGCAGGAGAAUCAGUCACGUGGGGAGGGCGCGGGCGAGCAAUCAUCGCGGUGACAGUAAGCCAGUUUGCCGAGCAAUCGUCACACCAGCAUCCAGCACGGAUGACGAAAUCGCGGCCAUUAACAACUCGGACUCGGACCGACAAGCCACCACCGCAUCAAUUACGACCCCAGCGGUGAUUACGAAUACUGUUAAUUGCAGUGCGCAUACGGUCCCACGGCAGCCACGUGCUAUAAAUACUGCACUCCUGGUGCCACCAUCACCUUUAUCUGCGAAUUUUUCUGAUGAUGGAUUCGAGUGA